UCGAGCGGGUCAGUAUGAUGGUGAUCCUGCUGAACUGUGUGACGCUGGGAAUGUACCAGCCCUGCGAGAACAUCGACUGCUCCUCCGAUCGCUGCCAGAUCCUGCAGGCCUUUGACGCCUUCAUCUACAUCUUCUUUGCGCUGGAGAUGGUGGUGAAGAUGGUGGCUCUGGGGAUCUUCGGCCGGCGCUGUUAUAUGGGCGACACCUGGAACAGACUGGACUUCUUCAUCGUGAUGGCCGGGGUGGUGGAGUAUUCUCUGGACCUGCAGAACAUCAACCUGACGGCCAUCCGGACGGUGAGAGUCCUGCGGCCGCUCAAAGCCAUCAACAGAGUCCCCAGCAUGAGGAUCCUGGUGAAUCUGCUGUUGGACACACUGCCGAUGUUGGGGAAUGUGCUGCUGCUCUGCUUCUUCGUCUUCUUCAUCUUCGGCAUCAUCGGCGUGCAGCUGUGGGCGGGGCUUCUGCGCAACCGCUGCUACCCGGAGGAGAACUUCACCCUCUUAACAGGUGUGGCACUUCCUGCUCCGUACUACUCUCCCAAUGAGGACGACGAGAGGCCCUUCAUCUGCUCUCUGCCGCAGGAUAACGGGAUCAUGUCGUGCGGUGACGUGCCGGCGCGGCGUGUGGCGGGACAUCAGUGCUGUCUGGACGUGGAUGAUCUCCUACACCAUCAGGCUCUGGGCCUCGUGACCGAGCCCUUCCUCAACGCCAGCGCCUUCGUACCCGGGCUCUGCGUGAACUGGAACCGGUACUACACCCGCUGCCACACUGGACACAGAAACCCGCACAAAGGAGCCAUCAACUUUGACAACAUCGGAUACGCCUGGAUCGUUAUUUUUCAGGUUAUUACUCUGGAGGGCUGGGUGGAAAUCAUGUAUUACGUCAUGGAUGCUCACUCAUUCUACAACUUCAUCUAUUUUAUUCUGCUGAUUAUAGUGGGCUCUUUCUUCAUGAUAAACCUGUGUUUGGUCGUCAUAGCGACUCAGUUUUCGGAGACCAAACAGCGCGAGCAUCAGCUGAUGCAGGAGCAGCGAGCCGCCUGUCUGUCCUCCAGCACACUGGCCUCGCUGUCCGAACCCGGCGACUGCUACGAGGAGAUCUUCCAGCUCGUCUGCCACGUCCUCCGCAAAGCGCGCCGACGCACCGCUGCGUUCUUCAGAACGCUCUGCUGCAAACCACCGGAGCAGACGCACGAGAAAACAAACGCCAACGGAGGAGAAAAGAGCCUCCAACAACAUGAUGGAGCCACACCUGCCGCAUCAGCAGCCAAUCAGGAGACAGAGGAGGACACAGCAGAAGAGACAGACAGGUGUCAGAGAGAGAAGGGGGCGUGUCGGGAGCGGAGCCGAGAGCUGUGGAUGGAGAUGAGGGUCAAACUGUGGGGCAUCGUGGAGAGUAAAUACUUCAACAGAGGAAUCAUGGUGGCCAUCCUCAUCAACACCAUCAGCAUGGGCAUAGAGCACCAUGAGCAGCCAGAUGAGCUCACUAAUGUUCUGGAGAUCUGUAACAUCGUCUUCACCAGCAUGUUUGCUAUGGAGAUGAUCCUCAAGAUCACAGCGUUCGGCUGCUUUAAUUACCUGCGCAAUCCGUAUAACAUCUUUGAUGGAAUCAUCGUUAUCAUCAGUGUGUGUGAGAUUGUCGGUCAGUCUGACGGCGGCCUGUCGGUGCUCCGGACGUUCCGGUUGCUGCGGGUUUUGAAGCUGGUUCGGUUCAUGCCGGCGCUGCGCAGACAGCUGGUGGUUCUCAUGAAGACUAUGGACAAUGUGGCCACAUUCUGCAUGCUGCUGAUGCUCUUCAUCUUCAUCUUCAGUAUUCUGGGGAUGCAUAUUUUCGGCUGUAAGUUCAGUCUGAAGACCGACGCUGGAGACACAGUCCCAGACAGGAAGAACUUUGACUCUCUGCUGUGGGCGAUCGUCACUGUUUUUCAGAUCCUGACCCAGGAGGACUGGAACGUAGUCCUGUAUAACGGCAUGGCCUCCACGUCUCCUCUGGCCGCUCUGUAUUUUGUGGCUCUGAUGACGUUCGGGAACUACGUGCUGUUCAACCUGCUGGUGGCCAUUCUGGUGGAGGGCUUUCAGGCUGAGGGUGAUGCCAGCCGCUCGUACUCUGAUGAUGAUGAGGGAUCUUCUUCUAAUGGAAGCCAACAGCACAAAGACUCACUCACGGUCUCCGAUCCGAAGCUGCCCUCUCUCACUCCUAAUGGGCAUCUGGAGCUGGAGCCGCUGGCCGAGGAGAAGACCAGGACCAGCUUCUCUGAGGAAAACCACCGGAGGAGGACAAUCUGCCUGGGCAGGAGAUCCUCAUCUCUACGCCACAGCCGCAGUUCCAAUUACCACCACUGGGGGCGUCCUCCCGCUCAGCCGUCCUGGAGCCGCCGGUGUAGCUGGAACAGUGCGGGCCGUUCUGCCAGUGGCCUGAGGGCUGGAGGGGGCAUCGGGGGCAGUUUACGGGUCCGCAGUGUUCACUCGCACCCCGCAGAACAUGAGUCUCUCCUGCCCCACCCACCCUUCCUGUCGCGCAGAGACCGCCGCGCUGUCUCACUGGAGCUGCCUGAGAUCCUGCAGCGCCCCGCUCUGGUCAGGAAGAAGAGUGUGUCUGCAGAACACCAGGACUGUAAUGGGAAGGGCCCGGGCCCUCAGGGGCCGCUGCUGGGAGAGGUUUAUCCCCAGCUCAACGCACGCAAAGACAAGAAAAACCUGGAGGAAGACACAGAAUAUAGCCUGUGUUUCCGUAUCCAGAAGAUGAUGGAGGUUUAUCGUCCAGACUGGUGUGAGAAGAGAGAGGAUUGGUCCAUUUACUUAUUUUCCCCCCAGAACAAGUUUCGUCUGAUGUGUCAGACUAUCAUCGCUCAUAAGCUCUUUGACUACGUGGUUCUUGCCUUCAUCUUCCUCAACUGCAUCACAGUGGCUCUGGAGAGACCCAGAAUCCAUCAGGGCAGUCUGGAGCGAGUCUUCCUCACCAUCUCCAACUAUGUUUUCACUGCCAUCUUUGUGGCCGAGAUGACUGUCAAGGUGGUGUCUAAGGGUCUGUAUCUGGGCGAUCGAGCGUAUCUGCGCAGCAGCUGGAACGUUCUGGACGGGUUUCUCGUCUUCGUGUCUCUGAUUGACAUCGUGGUGUCGAUGGCGGGUGGAGCCAAGAUCUUGGGCGUGCUGCGGGUGCUCCGCCUACUGAGGACGUUACGCCCACUCAGGGUGAUCAGUCGAGCUCCGGGUCUGAAGCUGGUGGUGGAGACUCUGAUCACGUCACUGAAGCCCAUCGGGAACAUCGUCCUCAUCUGCUGCGCUUUCUUCAUCAUCUUCGGCAUCCUGGGAGUUCAGCUCUUCAAAGGGAAGUUCUAUUACUGUGUGGGUUUGGAUGUGAAAAACGUCACCAAUAAAUCCGACUGUCUGUCUGCCAAUUACCGCUGGGUUCAUCACAAGUACAACUUUGACAAUCUGGGGCAGGCUCUGAUGUCACUGUUUGUGUUGGCGUCUAAAGAUGGAUGGGUAAAUAUCAUGUACCACGGGCUGGAUGCUGUCGGGAUCGACCAGCAGCCCGUCAUCAAUCACAACCCCUGGAUGCUGCUCUACUUCAUCUCCUUCCUGCUGAUCGUCAGUUUCUUCGUGUUGAACAUGUUUGUCGGCGUGGUGGUGGAGAACUUCCACAAGUGCCGUCAGCAUCAGGAGGUGGAGGAGGCGCGGCGGCGGGAGGAGAAGCGGCUGAAGCGCUUGGAGAAGAGGAGACGCAAGGCCCAGCGGCUGCCGUAUUACGCCUCGUACGGCCGCGUUCGCCUGAUGAUUCACUCGUUCUGCACCAGUCACUAUCUGGACCUCUUCAUCACCCUCAUCAUCUGCAUCAAUGUGAUCACCAUGAGCCUGGAGCACUACAGCCAACCACAGUCGUUGGAGACGGCGCUGAAAUACUGCAACUACUUCUUCAGCUCCACGUUUGUGGUGGAGGCCACGCUGAAGCUGGUCGCGUUCGGCUUCAGACGCUUCUUUAAAGACAGAUGGAACCAGUUGGAUCUGGCGAUCGUCCUGUUGUCUGUGAUGGGAAUCACUCUGGAGGAGAUCGAGAUAAACGCUUCACUUCCCAUCAAUCCCACCAUCAUCCGCAUCAUGAGGGUCCUGCGUAUCGCCCGCGUUCUGAAAUUGCUAAAGAUGGCCACAGGAAUGAGAGCGCUGCUCGAUACCGUGGUGCAGGCUUUACCACAGGUGGGGAAUCUGGGUUUGCUCUUCGUUCUGCUGUUCUUCAUUUACGCGGCGCUCGGAGUCGAGCUGUUUGGAGAACUGGUGUGUAACGUUGAAUACCCGUGUGAAGGGAUGAGCCGACACGCCACGUUUGAAAACUUCGGCAUGGCGUUCCUCACCCUCUUCCAGGUUUCUACAGGAGACAACUGGAACGGCAUCAUGAAGGACACGCUGCGCGAGUGUCCGCCGGGCGACAGCUACUCGUGUAACUCCAGCCUGCAGAUCAUCUCGCCCAUGUACUUCGUGAGCUUCGUGCUGACGGCUCAGUUCGUCCUGAUUAACGUGGUGGUGGCCGUGCUGAUGAAACACCUGGACGACUCCAAUAAGGAAGCGCAGGAGGACGCGGAGAUGGACGCGGAGAUCGAGAUGGAGCUGGCGCAGGGCGGGCUGUGCUGCCUGGGCCGUCUGGACCGCCUCGCCGGGGCCGAUGGGAGCGAGAGGGCCGCGGGGAGCUGCGGGAACAGACACGCGGCCACGGCUGCGGUUCACACGAGCCAGAGCGGACACACGCCGCGCAGAACCGCGCCGGACACACUCCAGCAGAGGAGACUCUACUCCCCGGCACAGGAGAACCAGUGGCUGGAGAGCGUCUCUCUGCUGAUGAAGGACUCUCUGGAUGGAGAAAUGCAGAUGAUUGACAAUCUGUCAGGAUCAGUGUACCAUCAUUACUGCUCUCCACCAAUCAGACGAGACGGCAGGAGCCAAUCAGGAGAGAUCCGGCUGGCAGAGGUCGAGCAAACGUCUCUGAUGUCGGAGCAGCUGUCAGAUAAAUCCUCAUCACCGGCGCUGCCUGAUGACAUCAGCCUGGAUGACCGCAGCGUGUACCAGCUGCUGGACAGAGACUGUAAGGAGGAGCAGGGCAGCGGUGACCUGAGCACAGAAGAGGUCGUGAGCAGAAGCGUUCUCCUUCAGAGCGAGGCAUCCAGCCCAGGAAGAGACAGACAGGAAGUGCGGCGUGAGACGGGUCAUCGGCUCCAGUCUCCAGCUCAUGCCGGAGAUGUUAGUGGAGGAGACAGCCAGACAUCUUCACCUCUCUUUCAUCUCCCAGCGGAGUUCUUCCACCCCACCACCGCUGCGAUCCCCCAGGGCAGCCCAGCCACCGGAGCGGCCCAGCCGGGCUCCAGACAUGCAUCUCCAGCCUCGUGGGCUUCUCUUAGGUCCCCAGGGGCCAACAGCAGGGUCAUGUGCUCACAGACAUCCCACAGUAACUCCUCUCUGGCCACGGGCAGUUCCGUGGGCAGCCUGCAGACCACGCUGGAGGAGGGCGUCUCCCCGCCAGGAGAUCCGACGCUGCCUUUAAUCUGCAGAACCCACAUUCCCCCUCCAGAACUCACACAGAGACCUCAUACUUCACAGACUGCGCUCAACCUCCAGGCCACCAGGGGGCAGCAGAGGAGUCAGGGCAAAUACAGUGACUGCACAAGCCCUAACUGGAUCCGACAGGACUCCGCAGAACCCUCCGACGAGGACAUGGGAGUUAGUCCUGGAGGACUCGGUCAGGCCGGUAAUCCUGAACAGUUGUCGGAUAACCUGAGUAGCUUCUCUCUGACCUCUCUGCACCCGCCCGACUCGCUGGCGCCGCCGCUGGCCAAGAAGUGCAACAGCACUGGGAGCUUAGUACAGGGGAGCCUAGCCGUCCAGAAUAAAGAUGGGAGGUGCUUUUACGGAUUCAACCCCUGGACUGAAGCGACAAAUGAGGAAACGGAGAGGGAGGCGUCACCCGUUGGUGCCAAGACGUGCAGCCAGACUGUGGGUUCCAGCUGCCGUAAGAACAGAUGAAAUGCAUGCUUCGGUCCAGGUAUGGGACGAUGUUUGAUCUGUUCUCUGAACUCGUCUCCACAUUUCUCUCGAGUGACACAUCUGUUUCCUGCCGUGCUAUUCGAAACUCACAGCCGCGGCAGCACAGUGUCGUUUCUUCUUCAGGGCAUUACACUGGACGCCUCAGAGGAGAUGCAGCAGACAUGGAGUAGCGUUCUACAACAUGAACUGAGGAACUCAUAGGCAAAAACAGACUUAACUACCCCACCAGCCUGAGUGUGUAGCGAUCUUUAGGUCACACUGGGCGUGUAGCAUGUGACGCAUUCAAAUGCAGAAAGUUGUGUCAUGUCGAAAUUACUGCCAUUAUUCUGUACUGUGGUUACGAAAAUCAUUUUCUUCUUCAGCAUUUUUGUCCUGCGUUCCAGUAACAGUGAGACACUGUGUAGGAUUGAGACUUGUUUUCAGAGAAAUUUGUUGGCAACUUAGCAUUAAGUUGACUAAAUUUAGUUUGUAUUGACUUUUUAUCCAAGACGUAUUCUCUGGAUGAGGUUUAGAUACUGGGAAACAAACAAAAAUACUGAACAAGACAAGAGGUGCGUCUGAAAUCUCAUACUAUGUACUGCAUUUGAUGGGAAAUUAACUUUGAGACCAUUAAAAAUGAAGUAUGAAUCAAAGAAAUCCGGAUGAAAUACCUGCCAUGUUGUCAUUAGCUAUGUUUCCGUCCAAUGUCGCAAAAUUGUAAUAUCGCAUAAAACAUUUGCGAAUAAAGCAGCGUUUCCAUCCCAUGUGUUCAAGAGAACAAAAUCGCCACUUCCUGGAAAUUGGCGCAAAAUAUCUGCAAUAAAAAUGUAAGUUGCUGCAAUUGGGCUCUUUUCUCCUCCAUCAUAAAUGAGUUUGUCUCAGAGCGUCAGACGAAACACAAUAAACGCUGUCAUGUGAUCUUGCGUUCGGAUGCUGGUGUUUGAGAACCAAAUCAUGUGAGACGCUUCUGGAGGAAUUAAACCAAAUCAUUCUGAUGACAGACUUUGACUCGGUGUUUCAGAAGAGACUGUCCUCCUCCAAAAAAUGACCCUAUGGGUCAUUUUUUUCAAGCAUCUUUUUACGACCUAUAUUUACGUUUUAAAGUCAUGCGCCCUCUAGCUGGCGUAAAAAUAAUGACAGUGUCGUGUUACGUCUGUC
Molecule: messenger RNA, 7166 nt
Organism: Megalobrama amblycephala (Wuchang bream)
Lineage: Eukaryota; Metazoa; Chordata; Actinopteri; Cypriniformes; Xenocyprididae
Product: voltage-dependent T-type calcium channel subunit alpha-1I-like
Exons: 35
Coding region: 15-6008 (1997 amino acids)
Biological process (GO): calcium ion transmembrane transport; neuronal action potential; calcium ion import
Cellular component (GO): voltage-gated calcium channel complex; plasma membrane; neuron projection
Molecular function (GO): voltage-gated sodium channel activity; low voltage-gated calcium channel activity
Source: RefSeq, a predicted model, not a curated record